UUCAAGAGAACAUUAUUAUUAUGGUUGAGAGAUCGACGGCAGUGGGAAUCAGACCAAGAAACGGAUCGAAAUCCACGGUAGAUUUACCGUCAAUAGACCAUCUGCAGUUAUUGUAACGAUCGAUUAUUUUAUUGUGACUGUUUUGACCGAGAAGCCAACACAAUUCCUACAUCAUCCGAUACUGCUUUGCAAAGACAGUGACAGCUGUGGUCUUUUUGCAUGCAGCAAUAGGUUCCAUCGCCGCUAGGACGAGCCUGCAUCGACUGAGACAUUGUGAUAGGCUGGCUAUAGGAGAAGGAACCGGCUGCAUGCACCUCCGCCUCCCUCCUCCAACGUCAGCAGCGAGGACGGUACUGUUCAGUGCCUGUAUCACCCGUUAACGGGAUGACGAAGUGAACCAAGCCUCCUCACGCACCGAACGCUGGAUUCCGCAUGAGGACUGAAUGAGUGGAAAGAGAGGGAGACAAGAGGUGAUGGCGAUGCUGAUCUAGUGAGGAGAAGGGAAAGCCUAUUCAUUUCCCGAUUGAUUUAUCAGGACCUUAACAGCCGACACGGGGUCUCUACCAAGGUUUCAACAACCAAUUAAUCCCCUCGCACGACGGACGACAUUUGCCAUUCCGAGGCGAUGGGAACCGCGCGUAGAUGCCGGACUGCGGUUUAAACGUGCACGUGUCUCUGUGAAAGCGCGGCUGUGAUGGAGCACGACGAAAGUAGCGACGCGGAGGUUGCUGCCGAGCCCCUGCUGCACGGUAUUCACGCGCCCAAUCGGAUCAGGCCCUCGUCGUACCGGGCACUGCGGAGUGCCGUUUCCAGCCUGGCGCGCAUCGAUGACUUCGUAUGUGAGAAGAUCGGGUCAGGGUUCUUUUCAGAGGUCUUCAAGGUGCAGCACAGGAUCACAGGCCAGGUGAUGGCCCUAAAGAUGAACACUCUGGCCAGCAACAAGGCCAACAUGCUCAGGGAGGUCCAGCUCAUGAACCGGCUCUGCCACCCCAAUAUACUCGGGUUCCUGGGAGUGUGUGUACAGGAGGGCCAGCUCCAUGCUCUAACUGAGUACAUCAACGGGGGUAACCUGGAGCAGCUGCUGGACAGUGACAGGUAUCUGUCGUGGUCGGUGAGGAUGGGUCUGUCUCAGGACAUCGCCUGUGGCCUGCAGUACCUCCACAGCAAGGGCAUCUUCCACAGAGACCUCACCUCCAAGAACUGUCUGGUACGCUGUGAGAAUGGUGUAUUCACUGCAGUAGUGGGAGACUUUGGUCUGGCAGAGAAGAUUCCAGACUACAGUGACGGGGUUGAUCAGCAGCCUCUGGCCGUGGUGGGCUCCCCCUACUGGAUGGCCCCGGAGGUGCUGAGAGGAGAGCUCUAUGAUGAAAAGGUGGAUGUGUUUGCCUAUGGAAUCAUCCUGUGUGAGAUCAUCGCCCGGAUAGAGGCUGAUCCGGACUUCCUACCUCGCACUGAGGACUUUGGACUAGAUGUGGAUGCCUUUGAGAGCCUGGUUGGUGACUGUCCAACACCAUUCCUCAACCUUGCAGUCCUCUGCUGCAAUAUGAAUGCAAAGACACGUCCCUCGUUCUCUGAGAUAGUGGUCUUGCUGGAGGGGAUGGAGAGAGGAGAGGAGGAGAGGAAGACGGCCAUCCCUCUGGGCGAUUGUCUCUCCUCAAAACCCCCCACUGGCCACAUCAGCCCCUACCGACGACGGAGUUCCCUCUGUCGCCCCGGCGACCAGCAGUUGUCACGGAGCCAGUCUGAAAUGCUUCCACCAACGACGCCCCCACUCGGCACCCUGGCCCGGGUCAACCCCUUCUCCCUGCGGCAGGACCUGAACGGGGGCCGCAUCAAGCUCUACGACACCCCCAGCAAGUCUGUCAUCUCCCUGACCUUCACCCUUCCCCAGCAGCCUGACACCUGCGCCUCUCCCCCCCUCAGGGGAAACCUCUUACUCCGCGGGCCCCCCCGACGCUGCCAGUCUCUCCCCUGCACCCCCGAGCCGGGGCGAACCCUCUCCCUCCUCCGUGACCCCGACCUGCAGCGCUUGGGGAAAGAGGAGGGGGAGGAUGAAAGGAGGAAGGAGAAGGGAGGUAUGGUGGAGGAUGAAAGGAGGAAGGAGAAGGGAGGGAUGGUGGAGGACGUGUCAGAUGAUUCUGGGCUGCCUCUGGACCUGGUGUCUCUGGGUCCUCUGGAAGAGGAAGAGGAGGAAGGUUUUUCUCUGGGGGAGCCUAUGGACUGCAGCAGGUCUCCUGACACACUAGAGGGCGCUGUCCCUACACCAGGGAGACAUCUACUACACCCAGCCUCGUCCUCUUCCUCCCUGUUUCUGCAGCCGAACGGCUGGCGUCACCCAGUCUCCAAUGCCCCUUCCUCCCUCCCUCCUCUCCCUCAUCUGGACAACAACAACAUCUCGGCGAUGGUGGUCGUCGGCCGUCCGAUUGGCUGGAGGGCUAGCGGCUACCGCACCGCAAUCCCGGGCCCCCCUGCUGGCCCCGCCCCUGAACAAGAUGAGGUAAUUUCCUGUCCGGGCUGCUGUCUGAUUGGUCUGAGCUUUCCAUCCGUGUGCCUGAAGGGGGUGCCGACCCCUCGCCGCGUUCCGCCCCGACGACCCUACCGGAACCUCAACGGGGGGGGCAUCAGUGACCCUUCAGCUGCCACGGCAACCAAGGGACUGCUUUGUUGCGGGGCGAAUGGUCUCGCUCCUCCGACUGCACCUUGUGUGCCUGGGCUACCCCUACCAGAGGCACAGACUUAGGAAGGGCUCCCCCUAGUGGGCUGACUGGCCAACAACAACAUUAACACCAGUGACAUUACUGAGACUUUGACUGGUUUUGUGUAUUGUCGCUAUUACUAUUUAUUAUUACUAUUAGGAACUUAUGAUGUUGAUUACUACUACUACCUGAAGUGUGUGUGUGUGUGUGUGUGUGUGUGUGUGUGUGUGUGUGUGUGUGUGUGUGUGUGUGUGUGUGUGUGUGUGUGUGUGUGUGUGUGUGUGUGUGUGUGUGUGUGUGUGUGUGUGUGUGUGUGUGUGUGAGGAGUUGGGGACACUGGUGGUUGUAUUGGGAGUAACAAGGGAGAAGCACAAUAGGAAACCAGAAGUGGGUUAUUGAUGUGAGAUCUUAUAUAUUGGUUGUUGACCUGGUGGCAUUUGAAAAUGUCAUUGUGUCGCUGGUUUGUUCACUCACUUUCUGCACUCUGAAUCUUUCUAUUUGAUUCCUACUAAUGAUUUUUCACUGGUCUGGGUGGUGCUUGAGAUUUGUAUUGAAUUCAAACAAGUGCUUCUUCUUCCCAUAACCCACUAUGAUCCAGGUAUCCUCUCAGUGUGUGUGUGAAUUUUUAACAGCUUGUGUAUCUUUGAAACAGCAGGAAAAGCAAUUCUCCUUAUUCUCCUAGCUUAUUUACAUAUUGUACUGAUUAUUUCACUCUAAGUUCUGUCUGUGUGUGUCAGAGGGAGAGAAAGUGUGUGUGUGUAUGACUGAAUGACUAAGGUUUGUCCCUUGAUGUCUGUUUUGAAAUGUCAGUGGUUUGCAGGUCAUUUCCCCGUACCCGUGUGUGAGAUUAGAGAACUGUGUAAUCAUUUAAUAUAAAGUUAGUGAGUUGAACAUAAUCUUUACUAUAAUGUUUUUUGACACCAUUGAUGAGAAUCACUCCACUCUUCAUUUCAUAGGGCUACUGGUUCCGUACCUGUUGAGGUUGACUCCCUGUAUAUGAAAUGGCACCCUAUUCCCUAUAUAGUGCACUACUUUUGACCAGGGCCCACGGGGCUUUGGUCAAAAUAGGAUGCCAUUUUGUCUGUUGUCCCCAGAGCUUAAGGUGUGUUUGUCUCCCUCUGCUGGCCUGGAGGACCCGGGCAUACCAGGCCAUUGUGGCUCACAGGCUUUGUCUCUUCCUUUCGUCAUAACCCUUUCCUUCUACGAGAAGCUAUACAUGACCAGACCAGGGAAAACUCCAGGCUUCAGUUAUAGACCUGGAGGUUUUCCUAGACGGGUAACUUUGUCAGGAAAAAGUCCCAGCCAUAUAUCAUAUCAACUGAUAUGAGGGGACUGAAAAAGGUUUAUGGCUAUGCUAUUAACAUUUCUAACCAGUUCUAACCACUUAAUCUAGCUAGUGAUCUGUAGGAAAGGAGGAGGAGGAAACAUAAACAAGUGUAUUGGGACGUAGCCAGUCACACUCAACUGUACUGGCCAGAGAGUCUCUUUGUUACUGCACGGUUUAAACAGCAUGAUUUACAGAGUCUGGACAACUGUGUGCAUCCAUCCAAAUAAUUCCACUGUUCUGUCCCAUAUUGAUGAUGUCAUAAUGACAAUGGUACAAACACCGACCCAUAUGUCCAUGGAACAACCGAGGGAGUGUAAUGCACUUUCUUUUUUAAAGCUGAGAAUCUUGUUGAUUUAACAUUAUUUAUGAAAUCAUGUAUGUAGCUAACUAGUAAACCCUUCUGCUGGCUGGGAUGUUGGUUGGUCUGUUGCUAGUUGGAAUAAUAAAUUAUUAUUAUGGAAAUCUGUGUCUGUUCCUUUCCGGGAACAACCCUUCCCCUUUAGACACUUGUAGAGAUCUGAGAGGACUUGAUAGGAUGCAUCAAUAUAGUCAUAGCUCCACCUUGUCCUCUGAUGGAAUUUCACCAUAUUGCUUAAGCCUGUCCAACCCUCUCAGAUCUCCACCAGUUCCUAUAGGAAGGGGUUGUUUCUGGACAGGGGCUCUGUUUCUACUAGAACCCAUCCUCUACAUGCAAGACACUGAUCAGACCCCUUGAUUUUUUCCCCCGUAUGUUAUUACGUUGCAGCCUAUGUCUAAAAUGGAUGAAAUGGUUUUUUUCCGCAUUAAUUGACUGUACACACAACACUCCAUUAUGACAAAGCAAAAACAGGUUUUUUGACAUUUUUGCAAAUGUAUUAAAAAUAAACUGAUGUCA
Messenger RNA from Oncorhynchus gorbuscha (pink salmon), 4897 nucleotides. Its product is annotated as dual specificity testis-specific protein kinase 2-like. Bases 695 to 2740 code for a protein of 681 amino acids. Gene Ontology annotation, molecular function: protein serine/threonine kinase activity; ATP binding. Gene Ontology annotation, cellular component: cytoplasm; nucleus. Lineage: Eukaryota; Metazoa; Chordata; Actinopteri; Salmoniformes; Salmonidae. The transcript has 10 exons. Gene Ontology annotation, biological process: actin cytoskeleton organization; protein phosphorylation; positive regulation of stress fiber assembly. The record is from RefSeq and is a predicted model, not a curated record.